AUGGUACUUCCCCUCCAAGAAUGUGCCUUGUACUUAAAAGGAAGAGUGGCGGGAGCCGCGAGAGGCGGAGGAGAAGCGCGGGCCGAGGGCGCGCAGGGCCGCUCCCGCGCCGGGGUCGGAGGCGCCGCCACGCCACCGGCCGCGGGGCCGACCCGGGUGGGCCCCGGCCCGCGGCGCCCCGAGGACGAGCCCCCCUCCGCCGCCGCCGCCGCCGCGGGGGCCCCGCCGGCCCGGGGCGAGCCGGAGGAGCGGGACGGCGCCCCGGACAAGGGCAAGAGCUCGGGCCCCAGCGCCAGGAAAGGCAAGGGGCAGAUCGAGAAGAGGAAGCUGCGGGAGAAGCGGCGCUCCACCGGCGUGGUCAACAUCCCCGCCGCAGAGUGCUUAGAUGAAUAUGAAGAUGACGAAGCAGGGCAGAAAGAGCGGAAACGAGAAGAUGCAAUUACACAACAGAACACGAUGCAGAAUGAAGCUGUCAGCUUACUAGAGCCAGGCAGUUCCUAUUUGCUACAGGAGCCAUCUAGAACAGUUUCAGGCAGAUACAAAAGCACAACCACUGCCUCUGAAGAAGAUGUCUCAAGUAGAUAUCCCCGAACAGACAGAAGUGGGUUCAGCAGAUAUAACAGGGAUGCAAAUGCUUCAGGUAAUUUGCUCUCAAGUAGCACAUUGGAAAAGAAAAUUGAAGAUCUUGAAAAGGAAGUUGUAAGAGAAAGGCAAGAAAACUUAAGACUUGUGAGACUAAUGCAAGAUAAAGAGGAAAUGAUCGGAAAACUCAAAGAAGAAAUUGAUUUGUUAAAUAGAGAUCUAGAUGACAUAGAAGAUGAAAAUGAACAACUAAAGCAGGAGAAUAAAACUCUUUUGAAAGUCGUUGGGCAGCUGACAAGGUAGAAGAUUCAAGCCUCAGUGUGGAAAAAAGAUUUUAAAACUACUGAUUGAAUGUUAUGGUUAAUGCUAGGACAAUAUUCCUCUGCUGCAAUACAUUAACUAAAUAUGUAUAUUUAUUUCUUGAAAACAAUGGAUGUUUGUUUUCAAAAUAUUUCUUUGUUCAUUAUUAGUUUCAAAAUAUCAACCUUUUAUUUCACGAAUAAGUAGCAUCCUUCAGUUAUUAAAAUGAUAGGUUAUGCCUCUUUUGGUUUUGUGUGGUAUUCAAAUAAUAUAUGGUUUAAAGUCACAACCAUUUGAGUAUAUUUUAUCUAUGGUAGUGCAUUUUCUCCCUAAAGUGAUAUACAUAGUCUUUGUUUACAUGAAUUUAAAUACUUUUGGGGAGUUACCUGCAAAUGCCUUAUUACUGAUGUGUGCAACCUUUUAUAUGUUGAUGAUUGACUCAUAAAGGUCUUUGUCUACUGUCAUUUCUUCUUUCAACUUAUUCUAAGCAAUUUAAAGUAAUAUAGAGUCACACUAUUUUAUAUAACAGUCAUCUUUAAAAAGGAAAACUAUUAUAAAAAGUCACUUAAUAUCAUGUAUUAGUUGGCUAAAUAUAAAAUUUAAGAGAAUACUUGAAUUGUGCUAUGGUAAAUUAAAAUGUACUAUUUUGUAUUUGAAUAUUGAAAAAAAUUUAAAAUCAUUUUAACUUCUGAAAAACAUACAAUUGUAAUUUUAAUGUAAAAUUUCUUUUGUAGGUACUACCUUUUUUAUUAUUCCAAGGUUUUUAAGUGAACGUGGGAUAUUUAAAAAGUGUUUAUUCAUCAAGCCUGGAGAGUGUGUACAAUUUCAGUGUAUAAGAAAAAAAAUCCAUAUUUUUAAUUAUCCAUAUGUGUUAAAAUCAAAACCAAAAUAUUUAUCCACACUUAAAACAUUUAUACUUAACAUUAACGAAACAGUACAUAAACAGAAAUAGUACUGAAAUACUUUAAUUUCUAACUUUGAGAAUAACACUGUGACACAAUUGUUCUGAUGUGACAGAAUUAUUCCCCUACCUCAAAUUUAAGGGAUUUUUCCUAACCUUGGAUUUUUUAAAACAGAAUUAUUUUGAAGACUUAUACAAAUACUCUCUUCUAUUAAAUAUCAUUAGUGUUUAGAAUUGUUUUGUAUUACAUUUUCACAUUGAGUAAGGAAACCCUUCCUUUAAAGCACAUUAAGAAAUGUCUGCAUGAGAGUUGAGCCUCAGACAGUAUAGUGAUACCCUUCUAUCCAGUUAAUGUACGUAAGUGACUUAAACAUGGUAAAAUCCAUUUGGGGUACCCUGCUGACUCUCUCUCCUUCACUUGCCAAGCCCCUUCAUUAUUCACUAUUAGAAAAAUAGGGAAGGAGCAGCAAUUGGAAAAAACGUAGAGUAAAUGAUAGAUAUCAGAUGUUGAGUUCUAAAACUUGCUGCAUUUGCCUGGAUUGGUUCCCCCACCUCCCACUUCAGAAGUUUCAACUUUGGCCCAUCAUCAAAAUCACAUGGGUUGCUUAAAAAGAAUUCCAACGCUGUAGCUUCUAGAUAAGUUUGAGACCCUAGACAGAAUUUUUAAAGCUCAUUAUCAGAUGAUUCUGAUCACAAUUUAGGUGUAGAAACAGCUGCCAUUGUCUCUUUCCCCCUAUAUCUUCCAUUGGAGACCCUGGAAUUAACAUAAUUUUAGCUACCAGUAUUUUUCUCCUUUUAAAAGGUUUAUUAAUAAACUGAUCUCCUGGGAAUUUUUCAUAUGUCCAUAUAUAAUUUUACCAAAAAAUUCAGUGUGAGACUACCAGACUUGAUAUAGUUGCAGAAUUACUACAUAAAGGCAUCGUUUUUGGAGAUUAUUACCCAGCAUGGCAGCACUGAUGUGCUGCCCACAUGUCAAAUGGUAUGCCAGGCCCAGUCACCACCUCUGCCUGUGAGGUACUCAGCUCCCUUUAGUUACCUUCAGAUAUGUGACAGAAAUCAUCGGUAUUGCCUAGUUCCCCAUCCACACUUCGGAUGUUGUGAAAAUGCUGUCAGUAUCCAGCCUUAAAAUAUAUUAGUAUAUUGGCUUUUCAGUAAAAGUAGUAUUUUGAAUUUUCUGUUUAAUCCGUAUAUAAGUGAAGGAAUAUUUCAUUUCUUCUUUUAAAAUUAUACCAAUUAUUAAUGCUUUUAAAGACUGAAUCGUUUUUAAAAUUUUAUUUUUCUUCAGUUUAUUGGGAACAUUUCCAAUAAUGAUCUUUUACAUAAUGGUACCUCGUGCAGAUACAGGAGCCUGACAACUUAAGCAAAGCAAUUCACGUGCAGUCCUUCUCCCGUCCUUCAAGUGUAUAUUUAUAUCACAUUUAGAUUUUUACAUUGACAGCGUAGGAUCUGCUACAGUUUCCCUUUAAAAUUGAUAAGGAACAUUGAGGUUUUAGAAAGGCAACUUACAUACAUGUGCGCUACCUUAAACCUUGGCUGUUGUCAAUAAAGUGCUAGUAUUUGUGAAUGGUUAGUCAGAUUGGAAAUAGCGCUUCUUAUGUCUUCUCGGAAUGUGUGGCAUAAUAAAGCAUAUCCAAAGUUCUAA
Equus quagga is the source of this 3425-nucleotide messenger RNA. It is a transcript of the gene PAWR, whose product is annotated as pro-apoptotic WT1 regulator. The transcript is spliced from 7 exons. Gene Ontology annotation, biological process: apoptotic process; positive regulation of apoptotic process. Gene Ontology annotation, cellular component: cytoplasm. Bases 1 to 885 code for a protein of 294 amino acids. The record is from RefSeq and is a predicted model, not a curated record. NCBI's taxonomy places the organism in Eukaryota, Metazoa, Chordata, Mammalia, Perissodactyla, Equidae.